AUGGGUCUUUUUCCCCAGGUCAAAUUGUACCUGAAUCCGUGGGGAAACUACGAAGACUUCAGACACCAUGCUGCGGCCCAAAGACACGAUUUUGUUAUCAGUCGUUUAGAGAAUGCGAGGAAAAGAGAAUGGCUGUGGGUUAUUGUAGUGGCUGGUACCGGCUUCUUCGCAGAUGCAUACUGUAUCUUUUCGGUCAACAUGGUCACUCCGAUGCUUAGUGCAGUUUACUGGAACAACAUCAAGCUCAAGUCUAACACUUUACACAAUUAUCAAGUUGCCCUCGCCAUUGCCACCUUGGGGGGUGCGCUGGUGGGCCAGAUCCUGUUUGGCAUCGCCGCUGACAUCUGGGGUCGCCGUAAGAUGUAUGGAUGGGAACUCAUCAUUCUCAUAUUCAGCACUCUCGGUAUGUCAAUGGCAUCGUCUGGGAAGGAUGACUCCAUGUCCAUGAUUGGAGUUCUGCUCUUCUGGAGAUUCUUCAUGGGGGUGGGGGUAGGGGCUGACUAUCCAUUGUCAGCCGUGAUAUGCUCAGAGCUUGCUCCGACACGCAUAAGAGGUCGCAUGCUGGCAGUUGUGUUUCUUUGCCAGUCUCUUGGAGAGGCGGCAGCUGCCGUCGUGGCACUCAUCGCCGUAGCUGGCUUCCGAAACAGCCUCCCAGAUGACCCCAACAGUCUGAAGUGUACGGGCUCCUGCGUCCAUGACCUGGACAAGAUAUGGAGGUAUAUUGUCGGCUUGGGUGCAGUCCCGGCAUUUGUCGCGAUUUGGUUCCGGAUGACUAUCAUUGAAUCUCCACGAUACACUGCCGAUGUGAUGAACAAUAGUCUGCAGGCUGCCGCCGAUGUCUCCCAGUUCUAUCGGUCAACAGAUUUAUCAGCCACAUCGAUGUCCAGUCUGGGAAGGGAUUCGAUCUCUCUCACACAGACCCGUACACGCGAAGAUCGCACUAUCUCGCCGGCCGUCUCCGGCGAUUCUGGCUCUGGAGCCAGCGAGAAUGGCCCAAACUCCCGUGUAAGUAUGUGGAAGGACUUUAGAAUGUUUCUCAAACAGAAAAACAACCUCCGCACUCUGAUCGCGACUUCUCUGUGCUGGUUCUGCCUCGAUCUGCCGUUCUAUGGCCUGGGCUUGAUGAAUGCGGAGAUCAUCAAUACCAUCUGGUAUGGGCAGGCCAUUCAGCCAGCGGGCGUCUACCAGUAUCUUCUGCGCGUGUCAUACCAAAGCAUUGUGGUCGUCUCAUCUGGUGCCAUUGUCGGCAGCGCAAUCGCUGUCAUGACGGUCGACCGCAUUGGCCGGCGAAAUCUGCAGCUCUUGGGCUUUGCUUGGUUGUUCAUACUGAACGUGAUCAUCGGUGCGGCCUUUCGGUAUCUCAGCGAGCAUGGCGAUGCAUCGGCUCUUGUCGUGCUCUAUGUGCUGACGCAAAUCUUUUUCAAUUUUGGACCGAACACUACGACUUAUAUUGUUCCCGCGGAACUCUUCCCCACUCGCUUCCGCUGCACCUGCCAUGGUAUCUCGGCUGCAUCCGGUAAACUGGGAUCCAUCCUAGCCCAGUGUUUCCUGGGUUAUGUGGACUUUGGAAACGGUGCAAACUGGCGACACGUGCCAGAUUGGCUGGGUUAUGCGCUUCUAUGCCUGUCUUUCUUCAUGCUGAUGGGCCUCAUUGUCACCCUUUGGAUACCAGAGACACGGGAUUCGAGCGGAAAGAAUAAGUCUUUGGAACGAAUCGCGGCGGAGAUGGAAUUCAAGAAGGAGUGUGAUCGGGAUAUUGAGACCAAUGGCUUGCAUAGGCCGGUUACUGACGGUUCUUGA
Molecule: messenger RNA, 1800 nt
Organism: Aspergillus brunneoviolaceus CBS 621.78
Lineage: Eukaryota; Fungi; Ascomycota; Eurotiomycetes; Eurotiales; Aspergillaceae
Product: inorganic phosphate transporter
Exons: 7
Coding region: 1-1800 (599 amino acids)
Biological process (GO): transmembrane transport
Cellular component (GO): membrane
Molecular function (GO): transmembrane transporter activity
Source: RefSeq, a predicted model, not a curated record